This is a messenger RNA of Nestor notabilis (Kea), 1330 nucleotides long. RefSeq names its product gasdermin A (gene GSDMA). Gene Ontology annotation, biological process: pyroptotic inflammatory response; defense response to bacterium. The annotation marks the transcript as partial. The transcript has 9 exons. Gene Ontology annotation, molecular function: phosphatidylinositol-4,5-bisphosphate binding; phosphatidylinositol-4-phosphate binding; phosphatidylserine binding. The record is from RefSeq and is a predicted model, not a curated record. Lineage: Eukaryota; Metazoa; Chordata; Aves; Psittaciformes; Psittacidae.
AUGUUUAAAAAAGUCACCCGAUUCAUAGUGAAUGAAAUGGAUCCAGAUGGAGACCUGGUCCCAGUUCGCAGCAUUUUGGACCACGAACAUUUCAGACCCCUCUGCCUAGUGAGAAGAAAAAGAAAAGCCAUAUUCUGCCCAUCUCCCUGCUACAAACAGACGUGGUACAAACUGGAUGACGUGCUGCUGCCUGGACAGGAUGGUAAAAGCUCAGAGUCCCUCAUUCCCGAAGGAAGUGAUCAAGAUUCAAGGCAAUUUCUAGUCAAAAAGAGCACCACUGACAGAGUGGAUGGGAGUCUCAGCCUUUCUGCUGACCCCACAAGAGUGGAGCUGAAAGGAGCUGCCUCCUUGGCCAAGGAGUGGUCCAUCAAGCUGCAGAAGAACCACAUACCACCAAAAAAACUCGAGGCACUGAGAACAGAAAGGAAAAUUAAUACAAAUCACUCCUUCAUUCAACAACUACACAAAACAGGCCAGAAGUUGUACGUGGUUCAUGAGACCAUAGAAACCCUGGAGGAGGCCAGCUAUGAGGAAACCUCUGACGCAAGGGGGAACUUCAUGGCCCAGUUUUACGCCGAGUUCUGUGCCAAGGGCGCCAGAGAGAACAAGCAAAGCAUAACCAUACCCAAGGGCUGCACCCUGGCCUUCAAAGCAUUCCAGCUGGCCAUUUCAGAUGCAUCAUGGGAUCUUCAUCAUUUCCCAGAAGAACUUACACGCAAUUUGGUAUCUGAUGGUGUCUUGCAAGGAACAUUAGGAGCCCUGGAGGCAGAAGUUAAAAGGAAUUGUCACAUUCUCUCCACAUUGUCUUCUCAGCUGUCCAUCAUCUUCUUAAAAGCCAUCAAAGCUGUGAUGAGAGACAGGAACCUCUUCCAAGAACUGAGCCAGAAGAUGGAAGCAGUUCUUGAUGGAGGUGACAGUGGAGAGCUGAAAACAGAAAGUGCAGCCUUAAAAGAGCUGCUGAGCCACUUGGAGCAUUCCUCAGCACACAUUCUCCAACGCAUGGCAGCAGCCAUCAUCUACACUCUUGAUGCUUUAGAAGAGCUCAAUGAGGAUCAGCUCCAGAUGCUGCUCGAGUCCUUGGAGAACAAGAUUGUGUCCAAACAGCUUAAGCUGGUUGAGAGCAUCUUGAAACAGAAAGAACACGGGAAGGGAGUCAGCAAAGACCCCAGCUUGCUCUCCUUCUCCCGAGAGAGGGAACACCAACUAACCAUUGUAAUGAUGGAGAUGAGUGGGGUGAAGCUCGAUGAGGAUGGAUCUGCUGACUGCACAAAAGAAGCCUUCUCAGCCACAGCAGCCCUGUACGUGUCUCUAUAUGUCCUCAAUCUUCUGA